This is a messenger RNA of Lactuca saligna, 2072 nucleotides long. The record is from the annotation of a GenBank genome assembly. Lineage: Eukaryota; Viridiplantae; Streptophyta; Magnoliopsida; Asterales; Asteraceae.
AUUAUAGCUGAUACAAGAAACUCUGUGAAAUUUUGGCGCGUUGUUUUAGUUUGCCCCCAAAAUUGAGGGUUUUCUUGUUAAUAUCUUACGUAUGUUCUACUUUUGUUUACUUUAGGUAUAGGUAAUCAUCCCCAAAAUAAAAAGUUUGAAAAAUAAAACGAUUAAAAAUAUCAGCGACUUCUUCCUCUUUUCUUAUUUCGUUUUGUCGUUUAGUUCGUCCCAGUUUCCUCGAUUUCGGUUUCAUUUCCGGCGAAAUCACAACUUCUUAUUAGGGUUAUAGGAAAUGGCAUUGAAUUUUUCUCAGCGUCCGAUUUUCCCUGCUCAUACGUCGGAAGACAAUUUGGUUUCGCCACUGAGAAUGGUGAACGGUGGGUAUGGUGUCGAAGGCAUGUCGGAUAAAGGGGGAGAUGGUUAUGGAAAGCCAAGACAUGGUCAUGUUCAUGGAGAAUUACAUGAUCGAUUCAGCCAUGGAAGAGAGAUAAUCGACAAGAGUGGCUCACCAGAUUCUGUAUCAAAAGAUAUCAUUGACAUGUUGCCAUCUGAUCCAUUUGGCAUGGAGAUUGACAUCAGUACCACUUUUACCGCCAUUACAGGAUGGCUGGGUGAUUUAGAAAUGGAAUAUGGCGAUUACAUGAGGAACAGAAUCACAAAUCACAAGGAAGAUUACGGGUUAUUUGCAGGUUUUAAUUUCUUUUGGAGCAGUGCUAUGAGGUUCCAAUCUUUUCCUACCAAUUUCAUGUAUCAAGAUAAAUAUCCUACUCCUACUCCUACUCGUACUCCCACUCCAACAUCAUAUACGAUGGUUGAUCAAGAUCAACACAAUGUAGAUGUCAUAAUGUCUUUCGAUCAUGGGAGUCCAAGUGUUCUUGUCCCAAAAUCUGAAGAAUUUGUAAAUAUUUCGUCAUCUUGUCCUGAUGUUAUUGGAGGAGAACCUCACGAGGCUUUUGUUCUAGCUCUUAGUUAUCUUCAAACUAGAGACCUUUUAUUGGUGGAACGUGUUUGUAGAUCUUUAUGUUCCACCAUUCGUAACGAUUCUCUUUUAUGGAGAAAUCUUCACAUCGAUCAGCCAUUGAAUGAAAGAAUCACCGACGACAUUCUUGUUCAGUUAACCAAUAGGGCUGAAGGUAAUCUGCAUUGUCUCAGCUUAAUAAAAUGCCCCAAAAUCACCGAUGAUGCUCUCAAACGUGUUCUCAAAACCAAUCCAAAGUUAACCAAGUUAUCUGUUCCAGGAUGCACGAGACUUACAAUCGAGGGAAUCUUGAACAAUCUAAAAUCCUUCAAUUCAAUUGCUGAAUCGGGUGGAAUCAGACAUAUAAGAACAGGUGGAUUCUAUGGAAUAACAAUCGAACACUUUGAAGAAUUGAAACAACUUUUGGGAAUUGAGAAAAACGAUCGCGAUAAUGAUCUGAAUCCGCGUUAUUAUCAUCGUGGGAAUUUGUAUUCAGAAUCGGAUGAUGAUCGAGCAAUAGAUGUUGAAGUGUGCCCUAGAUGUCAAAAUCUGAGGCUUGUUUACGAUUGUCCAGGUGACAGCUGUCAAGAAAAGAAAGAUGAAUGUCCUGAUUUUUGUAGGGCUUGCAUAAUUUGCAUACCUCGUUGUUGUGAAUGUGGGAGGUGUGUGCACAAUAGUGAGUAUGAAGAAACGUUUUCAUUGGAGUAUCUUUGUUCAGAGUGUUUGAAACAGUUGCCACGUGGCUAAUCUAGUUAGGUACGUGACAUAUGGGAUAUGGCAAGUAUUGGAAUCUUAUGAGGCCAGGUGAUGAUGUCAUGAUGGUUAAUUGGGCUUGGGCUUGGGCUCUCGGGUUUUUUUGAACCGGUGAUGUGGGAUAUGGUUAGGGGACCGGUUUGGGCUAUGGGAUUGGGCUGGCGUGGGUCAUUUUAGACCCUUUUUUAUGAUUUCAUCAUAUCAUAUCAUUUCUAUGUUAUGUUUUAUUUUUGGUUUGUAGUUUGAUUAUGUUGAUGUUGGGAUUUUAAUUUUACUUGAAAUGUUCAUUUAUGAUUGGGGACGAUGUUUAUUAUAUUCAGUUUUAGAAAUGCUCUUAAAUAUAAUUAUUUUUAUAUUAUGGAUGGAUGAC